UUCUAUAUUUAUUCUCGUGAUUGUAUAUAAAUGCUGGAGUACAUUUACUGUUUGGUUUUUAGCAAAAUUUUCUCGUGGGAGCUUCGCCUUUAUGGUGGCGAUGUCUAUAGCAUAUGAAUGCACAAAGAUAUGAAAAUUACAGUGUGUUUUAGAGACACUAAAAUCAUCGUUCCUUGCGAUAGGAAAUUACCUGUACGUGAACUUGUACAGCAAGCAAUUGUUCGAUACAGGAAAGUCACGCUUAAACAAGCAGAUGACUACGUGCGUGUGUAUUGCUUACGAACAUGCGACGAGGGAGCGAUUUUAGACGAGGAUGACACUGUUGGCGAAGUUCUGGACGAUAAAGAUAAGGUCAUAGCAAGUUUUGAAGAAAAUCCUAUCACCCGACUGGGACACAAUGGUGGUGAUGGUACCAGUGCAUCCUCAGUGGGUACAAGCAGUCCUGAUAUAUUCCAAGGCAACAAUCAAAAAUAUAUGGAUCCUAACCACUUCCAAAGUUAUUCAACAAGUGACCAACCUCCAAACAUUGUUGAAAGCUAUAAGUUCCAAUCAUCUUCACAGCCAAAUGAUAAUGAAUUUCUACAUUUGGAUGGCAGAUCAGAUUUCAAUGGCUACCAAAACAUUUAUGAAGAAUAUCGUGAUGAUAGUAAUCUAUCACAAUUCCAACGAGGGACAGCUAGAAAAUCUUUGAAAAGUGAUCACUUGGAUAAAUGGAUUGAUAUGCAAGAAUCAUAUGUUGAGUUCAAAAGACAUGAACCUGCUGGUGCUCCGCCAUCUCCUGUUGAUAAAUUUAGCAUUCCUAUCACAACUUCGACAAUUCAAAGACAAUCAUCAACUAUUUCAUUUGAAGGACAAGAUUCUGAAUUCUUAAAUGUUAUUCUCAAGCCAACUAUGGGAGAAAACCUUGGUGUUAGUGUUGAAGGAUGGAAAACUGCAGAUGCAUGUGAACUUGGUCUUAGUGUGUUUCAUAUUGAUCCUAAAGGAUGUGCUGCUCGUGAUGGUCGUAUACAGGUUGGUGAUCGUAUUGUGGCUAUUAACAAUCAAGAUCUCACUAAUAUCACCAAUGAAAGGGCCGAAGAAACUUUUCAUAAAGCUCUACAAUGUGACGCUAUCGAACUACAAAUUUCAAGAUCACAAAUUUCCCUUCGUGAUAAUUUCACUGAUCGAGUAAAUGGGAUCCAUGAUGAAAAGAACAUCGAUAAAGCUAUGGAUGACGACGUUCCGAUGAACGAAAAAUCGCUGCCUCUUCGACCUAGUCCGGCAUCAUCAACUGUUUUCAAAAAAUCUCUAGUUGCUCAAGAUAAAGUAGAUGUCUCAAUUCCCAGAGUUACAGAAAAAAUAUUUGCUAUUGAAUUACAAAAAGGUAGUGAUGGCUUAGGAUUUAGUGUCACAACACGUGAUAAUCCAGCGAUUGGCGCACGUCCCAUUUUUGUGAAGAACAUUUUGUCUCAUGGUUCUGCUGUGAGAGACGGUCAGCUGCAAGCUGGUGAUCAAAUAUUGCAGGUUGAUGGGAUAGAAAUGAGUGGAAGGUCUCAGCAAGAAGCGGUUAACAUUCUCCGACGUACGAAAGGGAAGGUGAAACUUCUCAUUAAAAGACAAGUCGUUGAUGCUUCUUCGGUUGGCUCCAACUCCAAACUAAUGAUUAAUGAUCUUGAGCGAGCCCCUUCUGACAGUCGUGGGAAUAAGAUCUUGACUUACCAAAUAGCCCUUCCUAGUUCUGACUCUGCUGGAUUAGGCAUUACUGUGAAGGGAAAAUCUAAUGUUUCUGAGCAAAAUGACAACUCCGAAGACCUCGGUAUAUUUGUGAAGACAGUUGUGCAUGGAGGUGCAGCUUAUAAGGAUGGACGACUGCGACCUGACGAUCAAUUAAUAAGUAUCAACGGUGUCAAACUUACUGGCAUGUCAAACUCUUCCGCAAUGAAAACACUUCGUUCAGCAAUGCUUGAGAAAAUGUGGGGCAAUGUUGAAGUCACGAUUAUACGCAGUGCAAAAGAAAUAAUGGAGAGUUUCAACGAUCUGCACAAGAUUGGAGAACAGAAUACAUCCAAAGAUCGAGCAAUUGAUAUUGGAGCGGCUAACGAUAAGUUUGGUAUUUCUCGUGGAACAGCGAACAGUAUUGAAGAAUUUGGAAAAAAAGAGAAAUUAAAUGAAGAUGAAAGAAAACCUGGUGUGGAAAGAUCCUUUGAAAGUCAAGAAACAGAAAAAAUCAAGGAAGAUAGUUUGCCAAAUAAUCUACGCCCCCAGACAUGGAAAAUAGACAAAUUGAACAUUUCAGCAGACAGCAAGACAGCUUAUUUUCAGCAGAGAACGUUGUCCGAUGACAAAACAAAACCAUCUCGCAAAACAAUGGAACAAAGUUACGAUUCGAGAAAAUAUUUGGAAAAUCCAGUUGUCAAUAAAGAGAUUGGUGAAGUAAAAACAAGCAAUUAUCGAGAAAUGAAUGAAAAUACCAUUACCAUUAGCAAAGAGAAAGAUAAAAUUGAGAAUGGCAUUUCCGAACUUAAGCCUAAUCGUGUAAAAGCGACGACGAAACUUGGAAAUGGCAUUCAUAGAAAUCGUUCAUACUAUAUUGCUAUGAAUCGUACAGGACAACGUGCUGAGAGGUCACCAAGAGCAAGAAAACCUAAAUCUCCAUUUUACCAACCUAGUGACGAGAAACUACUUGACAUACGCGUCAACACGCAAAGUACUCAGUCACGUGAUUCUUAUUCACGCAAUGUACAGUCACGUGACGAGCAAUCUCGUGCUGUUAAUGAUGAGAAACCGAAAAUAGUUAUUGCAUCGAUUACGGACACUACUAAAGUCUGGAGUGCUGGAUCCCGUCCAACAGCUUUAUCAAACCGUCCUACAAGUACCUUUGCUGAACCAACAUCUGCAUUAAGUACUUCGGCAACAAUACCAAGACCAUCAACUCAAUCACGUGCUGGCCUUUCACCGACUUCUGAACGUUAUCGCCCUCCGACAUCCAUUAAUAUACCUAAAGGGACCCCACCACCACCACCACCUCGAACUCAACGACCAUCCCCAUACACCAAGCAGCUUUCAAAUUAUUUAUUAAAAACUUCACAAACGAGGAGGAGGUCGGACAGUUCGUUCUCAGACUAUUCUGAUGUCAGUGACAUUUCAUCCACAAUUUCAACUCCAAAUGAUAAUUCUGCUGUGGAGGCGAAACUUCCACCAACUACCAAUUAUACAUCAAAAAUAACGAAUGAUGAAAAACCAAAGGCAUCUCCUCAACAUUCAAAUGAGUUGAAAAAUGUCGAUAACAUUGACUAUUUGACCGAUGUUGAUGAUGAUGAAGAAGGCUCAGGAGAUUGUUUUGUCCGAGAUGGAUUGGGCAGACAGUCGAUGUCAGAAAAGAGAUUCAAGUUGGCUCAAGCUGAUAUUACUCAAACUGAUUUUUAUAAGAACAGAGUCACUCGUUCCAAAAGCCUGGAAGGCACUUUAAAAGACCCCAAUGUUGAAUCACAAACCUUACCCAGAUCAACCGCUACUCCAAUUGAAAAAAGUUACAAAUAUCAAAGACGUAAAUCGAGUGACGAGUAUUCUGAAAGAUCAAUUAAAUCCACUCCUGCAAGUUCAAGUGACCGAAGAAAUGUUAAGAUAAGCGGUUUAGAUCAAUAUGUUCGUGGGCAAUGGAGGGCAAGUUCAGAUGGUGUAGUUAAGAAAUAUGGUCGUCAUGGAAACUAUAUGAAAUCAUCUCCUUUAAGUACAAUGUCAAAUGCCAGUGAAUCAGGAGGAGGAGCAGUUAGCACAAAUAGUUUCGACGAAGAUGGGAUACCAAUCACAAUGCAGAGUAAUGCUGACUAUAAUUCUGUUAAUGCUAAAUUAAAGAAGAAGUCCAGCGGUUUUACUCUGAAAAAUUUAGGAGCUGCUUUGAAACCAAAAGCUUUUAAAGGUAAAUACGACAUGCAAAGUCGUCAAUCACCGGACUCGCCAUGUGAGCCAGCGGUGGAUAUGGACGAACAACGUUAUCGUCAGUUAGUACUUGGAGAAGCUCGAGAUCGUAGUUUCUCUCAAACAAAUCAUACGAAGUACAAGAUUGCAGAGUCCCCUGACGUUGGACGCAGUAGGAAAAAGAGGCAAGAACAGCAAAAACGGUCAUCGCCGACUUCACUUCAAGACAUUUUAAAGAAAGGAAGCGGUGAAUAUUCCAUAACUGAAGCCGCACAAAUCUAGUGAAGUGAAAAAGAUGUAAUCACUUGUGAUGAACAAUACGUCAAGGUUAAACCACUGAUGGAUUAAAGUGAUCGUGGGCUCUUGUAGAUUUAAGUUUUAGGAUUAUAGAAAGUAUUAUGGUGCAGGAAAUAUUCUUAAUUGACUCGUGUGAAAUAUAUGCAUGACAAAAACGACGCCAGUCCAUUGAAUUUCUUUCUACUGAAUGAUUUCGACAGACAUAAAAAUGCUGCAAUUGCACUUUUUAAUCAAUGAAAAUCUAUUAUUUAUAAGGGUGAAAUUAAAUGGCAUCCAUCUAGAAACAUAUGAAUAGCUUUUCAAACAAUUUCAUUUCAUUAUUUUUUAUUUAUUGUUUUACAAUGCUGUAAGUGUUAUGUUGUGUUUCUUCGAGAACUCGUUCUCGUCGGCAAUGUAAACUUGUGUUCGUUUCUGCGCAAAAUUUAAUUUUUAUUGGCGUAAAUGAUCUUAUAAAAUGGUGGCCGUUAUUUAAGAUGUUCUUAUCAUUGGUUGUUAUCUUUGUUAUCCAUUGAAAGACCAUUCAACAUCAUGCAUACAGUUUAGUGAUAUCUUGUUAGAGUUUAUUCUGAAAAUUCUAUAUAUGAUUUAGAUAACGAUGAUUGGGCUAAGGUGACGUAGCAUUUUUUUUCGCUUUUUUGUGAAACCUAACUUUGAAAAAAUAUUUUAGAUUUUAAAUUUGCAAUAUUAGCUUAUCUCGUCUUUUUACAUGAGUGUAAAUAUCUCGUCUUAUGAAUCUAUUCAGUAAUGAGUGUAUUGCAAAGGUAAUGUUUGUGUAUUAAGGGGACGGUGAAUUUUGAAUUAUUUGACUUCCUUGUCGCCUUCUCUGCAUGCAAUGUCUAGUUUAUUAUUUUUUAGAUUUAUUUACCAUGUAAAUCUGUAAUAUAUGAUUGAUUCACAUGAAUACUGUUAUUCGCAAAAUUUGUACAUUAAACAAUGAUUUAAUUAA
Molecule: messenger RNA, 5140 nt
Organism: Xenia sp. Carnegie-2017
Lineage: Eukaryota; Metazoa; Cnidaria; Anthozoa; Malacalcyonacea; Xeniidae
Exons: 20
Coding region: 118-4179 (1353 amino acids)
Biological process (GO): microtubule cytoskeleton organization; establishment or maintenance of epithelial cell apical/basal polarity; cell adhesion
Cellular component (GO): apical junction complex; apical plasma membrane; adherens junction
Molecular function (GO): protein binding; phosphatidylinositol binding
Source: RefSeq, a predicted model, not a curated record